CUUCUACAGACCUCCCCAAAGCCUACCGAUGUCGCCGCGCCUGCUCAGGGUGGUGGGCUGGGGCUCGGCGGCCGGGCUGGGACUGCUGGCGGUGGCCGUCUUCGUCCUGGUCCUGAUCCCGGCAAAGAAUGCUGUCCUUCCUACCAGCAUCAAAUACGGUCUGGUGUUUGAUGCUGGCUCCACACACACCUCCCUCUACAUCUACCGGUGGCCGGCGCACAAGGAGAACGGCACCGGCAUCGUGUCCCAGGUGGAGGCCUGCUCUGUGUCCGGUGAGUGUGCUGGGAUCUCUUCUCCCUCUCUUCCAGUCUCCUGGGCUGCUGUCCCAAACUCUCACAGCACCACCACUGAUCCCAGUCUUUCAGCCUGCUUUGGGCUGAAGGGAGAUUGCCCUGUGAGGAAUCACAGGAAAGGGUCAGGGGAUAGUCUGCAGAGGUGGGGGAGGGAUUGGGCCCCCACUUUGCUCAGGUCCUGGAGCCACUCCUGUCCAGAUGUGCAUCACCUCACAGCUGGGGAUGCUGGAUGUGCAGUUUGCUCCUUCUUGCCUGCCUCGGCUUCUCUGACUCUUCUUACCACAUCUGUUUACACCUUCUUCAUUUGGGCAACUUCGUGUGCCUGCAGGGACUCCCAAAAGCUCUGCACAUGUCCAGUGCCUGCAGCUCAGCCUUACUCUGGCUGUGUGUCGGGCCAGUUCUCGUUUGCAGAGAAAUGGGAACAUCCCCAGGACACCGAGGUUCUGGGAGCUCUGGACCUUGGCGGUGCCUCGACGCAGAUCACCUUCCAGCCCGGGGUGCCUGUGCAGGACAGCAACACGUCCGUGUUCUUCCGGCUCUACGGCACCAACUACUCCCUGUACAGCCACAGCUACCUGUGCUACGGGCAGAGCCAGGCCCUCAAGAUGCUGCUGGCAGCUCUGCACCAGGCCAGCUCGGGAGCUGAGAUCUCCCACCCCUGCUACCCCCGUGGGUACCAGGAGAACCUCACCGUGGCAGAGCUCUACGACAGCCCCUGUGUGCAGGCGCCAAGCUCAGCCAGCCCCGGCCUUGUCCUCAGGGUGACGGGGACAGGGGACCCGGCCGCGUGUGGCACGGCCGUGCAGAGACUCUUCGACUUCAGCUGCGGGGCGCAGGGGCCGUGCGGGUUCAACGGCGUGUACCAGCCCCCCGUGCGGGGACAGUUCCUCGCCUUCUCGGGGUUUUAUCACAGCCUUCACUUUCUGAACCUGACAGGAGGGCAGUCCCUGAGCUUGGUCAAUGCCACCAUCUGGCAGAUCUGCAACAGCAGCUGGGAACAGGUGCAGGGGUUGUUCCCCACGGCGAGCAGGAGGCAGCUCCGUGACGCCUGCACAGCUGGCUCCUACACCCUCACCCUUCUCCUGCAAGGCUACAAAUUCAGCAACACAACUUGGCCUAACAUCCACUUCGUCCGGCAGGUUGCUAAUGUAGAUGUGGGCUGGACUCUGGGCUGCAUGCUCAGUCUCACCAACAUCAUCCCCUCGGAGCCUCUCACAGAAGUCACAGAGCUCCCGAGAAGCAUCUGGAUAGCAGCCACAGUUCUGCUGGCCAUCAUGCUCAUCCUCACCUUCUGCCUGCUCACAGCCAUGUGCUACCAGAGAAGCUCCUCAGGCUAUGAACAGCUGUAGCAGCGUUGCCUCCAGAGGCUGGGAGGCCACUGAGUCCUGCUGCCACACCUUUGCAAGGAGCUGCUUCCCAGGAAUCACCCUUGUGUGCCCAGAGGACUUGUCCUGGGGGGCCCUGAGUCCUGGCCUGGUGAGCUGGAGCUGGCCCAGCUGUAAAACACCCUCCUCAUGGCCGUGUGCUCUCCAGUUCUCUUUUCCCUGCGCUGCUGGUCGGAGAUGCUCCAGGAGGGAGGGCUUGGCCGUGUGGGGCAGGGGCUCAGCGCUGGGGCCUGGGGACCACCGUGCUGUGGGGUGGCUGGAGAUGGGGAUUAGGGGGGUCUGGCAGCACUGGGACUGUCACAGGGCUGGUUACAGACCAGUGCAUAAACCCUGGGUGGGACACACACGUCCUGCCCCAUCCCAGGGCCGGGGUCUGCAUCUCCCACGGCCAGCACCAGCCCCAGGGGCCGUGGCAUUGGGCACUGGGGGUGUGGGGGGCACUGGCCCGGUAGACAGGGCUCUGCCUAGGACUGGGGGAUGGCACAGCCCCCUCCCCUCCUGCAUGAGCUUCCUCUCCAGUCCAGCUGCACCCCAUGCCCUGUGCUUGGUGACAGCUCGUCCUCCCUUUCCAGCACAGGGUGACUUGGGAGCUCUGCUGGGACACGGCAGAGGCAGCUCCCAGGGCCCCCCUUAUAUUUCUGGGGAGUCCCACUCGCAGCCAAGUGAGGGUGAGUUGAGACACCUCCUCUGAGAAGGAAAAGACCUGUCCUUGUGCCCUCUUGGCUCCACUCCAAGGUCCAGCAGACACCUCAGUGUCUCCAGGGACACCUCCCAUGGAUUUGUUGCCUCUCCCCUGAGUCUCCGUCAUCACCAGCCAUCACUUGGGAGACGGAAGCAAUAAAAUCACAAUGAUUUGGGAGCAAAG
Messenger RNA from Ficedula albicollis (Collared flycatcher), 2543 nucleotides. RefSeq names its product ectonucleoside triphosphate diphosphohydrolase 8-like. The record is from RefSeq and is a predicted model, not a curated record. Gene Ontology annotation, molecular function: UDP phosphatase activity; GDP phosphatase activity. Gene Ontology annotation, biological process: nucleoside diphosphate catabolic process. NCBI's taxonomy places the organism in Eukaryota, Metazoa, Chordata, Aves, Passeriformes, Muscicapidae. The transcript has 7 exons. Gene Ontology annotation, cellular component: plasma membrane. The coding region runs from base 29 to 1642 and encodes 537 amino acids.